CAUUUUCGAUUGGCGGCGCCAUCGACGCGAAGCCGGCCAGCCUACUCACGCGUCGAUGCACGCAUUCUACAAGACGAUGGGAGAGGCGAGAGGCUAGAGGCGACCGCAGUGCAAUCGGGGCUGCAGCAGCGCAAUGUUGAUUCUGUGGGUUCCGCUCACUUUGCUCCUCGGCUUCAUCGUGUCGCACACGUGGAGCUCCAAGCGGGCGUCGGAGUUGGGCAAAGCGCCGUCGCCGCCGCCGCACAUCGUCUUUAUCUUGGCGGACGAUCAGGGCUUCCGGGACGUGGGCUACCACGGCUCCGAGAUCAAGACGCCCACCCUCGACCGACUGGCUGCACGGGGAGUCAAGCUGGACAACUACUACGUGCAGCCGCUGUGCAGCCCAUCCAGGAGCCAGCUCAUGACCGGCAGGUACCAGAUCCACACGGGGCUCCAGCACUCGGUGAUCCGAGCCAGCCAGCCCAACUGCCUCCCCCUGGACCAGGCCACCCUGCCGCAGAAGCUGAAGCAGGUGGGCUACUCCACGCACAUGGUGGGCAAGUGGCACCUAGGCUUCUACAAACGCGGCUGUCUGCCCACCCGGCGCGGCUUCGACACCUUCUUUGGCUCGCUGCUGGGAAGCGGCGACUACUACAGCCGCUACAAGUGCGACGGUCCCGGCGCGUGCGGCUACGACCUGCACCAGGGCGAAGAGGCCGCCUGGGAGCAGGACCGCGGCUCGUACUCCACGCUGAUGUACACGCAAAAGGCCAUCGCGAUCUUGGCCCGGCACGACCCCGGCGAGCCCUUGUUCCUCUACCUGGCCUACCAGGCGGCGCAUUCGCCGCUGCAGGUCCCGGCCGGCUACCUGGAGCGCUACGCGGGCAUCGUCAACCCCCGGCGCCGCAAAUACGCCGCCAUGGUCUCGUGCCUGGACGAAGCCGUGCGCAAUCUGACCCUGGCCCUCAAACGCUACCGUUUCUACCACAACACGGUCCUGGUGUACUCGUCGGACAACGGGGGGCAGCCCCUGGUGGGCGGCAGCAACUGGCCCCUGCGGGGGAGCAAGGCCACGCUGUGGGAAGGGGGCAUCCGGGCGCCGGGCUUCGUCCACAGCCCCCUGCUGGCCAACAAGGGCACCCGCUGUCGCUCGCUGGUGCACAUCACCGACUGGUUCCCCACGUUGGUGACCCUGGGCCAGGGCACCCUGGAAGAGGACCUGCAGCUGGACGGCUACGACGUCUGGGAAGCCAUCAGCGAAGGGCGCCCGUCGCCCCGCCGGGACAUCCUCCACAACAUCGACCCGCUUUACGUCAAGGCCAAAAACGGCUCGUGGAAGGCCGGCCACGGCCUGUGGAACACGGCCGUGAGGGCGGCGCUGCGGGUGGGCCACUGGAAGCUGCUGACGGGGGUCCCCGGUUACGGCGACUGGGUGCCACCGCAGACCUUCAACCCACAGCGGCUGAGCCUGCGUCAGCACAGCGAACGCGUCCGCCGGGACCGCGGCAAGUCCCUGUGGCUGUUCAACAUCAGCUCGGACCCCUACGAACGGGUGGAUUUGUCGCAGCGCUACCCGGACGUGGUCAAGAAGAUGCUGAUGCGGCUCGCCCAGUACAACAAGACGGCAGUGCGUGUGCGCUACCCGCCCAAAGACCCGCGCUCCAACCCGCAGUACAACGGCGGCGUGUGGGGCCCCUGGUACGAGGAGCCGCACGGGGGCCGUCCGCUGACUAACCAUCUGAGCGGCAGAGGCGACGGUGAAAAAGGGACUUCAAGUAGGUCGGAGCUAACGUUGCACAAAUAAAGGCAUCAUCCAACCAGGAAAACUCCUUGUGCCCAGAAGUCGGGGAAUGGGUCAAAAGUCUCAAAAGAGCAAAGUCAGAAUCUUGCACAUCAAGUUGUCCUGUCUCGAAAUAAAAGCGGUCGUAACGGGCGCUCCGAAUAAACGCUGUGUCGCACAAAUCAAAUGAAAUGAAAAAGUGAAAAGAAUCGUGUUGGGCAAGUUUGGCCGAAAGCGCAAUCUUUAGGAUGAGGACAAAGGGACAUUGCAAAAGAAGAAGCAGACGUUGCAAGAAUGUAAUGACAGAAUUGGCGGGGAGAGGGAGAGAGAUUUGCCUCGGACCAUUCAACCGAGUAAAACUUGUUUUUUUUUUUUUUGGGGGGGCACGAACGACAAGGCACACGUCUUCACUUGACGACCGCUCGGUCUCCAACGGGCAACAGCUGAGGAAAUAAAGUCGCUUCUGGAACUCCG
This is a messenger RNA of Syngnathus acus (greater pipefish), 2233 nucleotides long. It is a transcript of the gene arsj, whose product is annotated as arylsulfatase family, member J. The coding region runs from base 134 to 1783 and encodes 549 amino acids. The record is from RefSeq and is a predicted model, not a curated record. The transcript is spliced from 3 exons. NCBI's taxonomy places the organism in Eukaryota, Metazoa, Chordata, Actinopteri, Syngnathiformes, Syngnathidae.